Messenger RNA from Neospora caninum, 2556 nucleotides. RefSeq lists its product as hypothetical. Bases 1 to 2556 code for a protein of 851 amino acids. The transcript is spliced from 12 exons. NCBI's taxonomy places the organism in Eukaryota, Apicomplexa, Conoidasida, Eucoccidiorida, Sarcocystidae. The record is from RefSeq and is a predicted model, not a curated record.
AUGCAACGGAGACUCGCGGAGACUCCCUGGGGGGACACGCCCCAUGGCACUUCUGAUAUUUGUCAGGCCGAUGGAGAACAGGGCGUAGAUCACAGCGCCGCUGGAGAAGCGGAGGAGGGGAGCGCCAACGGGCAACCCAGUGGGACAGCAGGAGGGACAGGAAAAGGGGGCACUUCGAGGCCUAUGCACCCAAGAGGCAAACCCGUGCAGGAAGUAGCAGAAGACGAGGCCGGGCACGAAAACACGAUGGAAACACACGAGGACGACGUGGCUGUCAGGGAAGUUAAACGUGUCACCGGUGCAAAACGCAAGGCACUCGCGGUUGAGGAAGCAAGCACCGACCCCGAGAGCGAAGAAAAUCCGCCACAAGACAAGGGAGACCACCGACGGGAGAGCGGCGGAAGCGAUAUCGAUGUUGAGGGGGCCAGUUACCACCCGUUUGCCGAACUCAGUGAAGUUGAACUGCAAGCGCUCCUUAUGGACCCUGGUCUCGUCCCUACACUCGAGAAUUUAGGUGUCUUUUAUAAGUUCUACGAGAUUUUCUUCAACCAGUUGAGGACAGACGCAACUGCUUGGUUAAGGAGAGCAACGCAACGCGAACGAGCGCUGACGUCAGUGAAUACGCUGUUGCGCAAGCUCGCGGUUGCUGUACUUGCGUGUAACCAAUUCCGCGUUAUUCGAGCUUUACUACCACCUUGCCCCGACAAGAAGAUCGAAGAAAACGCCUUGGAGGCUCAGUUGCGUUUGGAGCGCGAAGUGCGUGGGGAGCUUACCCUCCUAUUUGGGGAGGAUAUCGUUCCCUAUAUACAAGAUCUUAAAUUAGAGCUUCUUCGCACAGCAGUUGCGGCAUCACUCGGAUUCACUGUAACCCCUCGGGUAGGACUCAGAAGAGCUCCAGUUCCUGAACUCCAACCUGGAAACCCAUUCACCGAUCGUUUGACGGAGCAAAGCAUUGCCGUCUCAUUGCGUGUGUCGGGCCGGCGACCUCUUACAGAUAUUGGCACCAUGUUAGAGCGCCGACCAGACAUCAACCGCCGCAUACCGGAGUCUUCUUUUUUGAGACAAGCUCUUGCCGCGGAAGCCGCAGCUGCGGCAUAUGGAUUGAAGCACCCUCAGGCUCAACUCCCCCCUGGAGGGGGGGCAACUGCCGCGCCUUCCCUAGCCCUCGACGGCUUCAACUCUCUAUCACCGUUGUUGACAGACGUCAUUCCUCCUGAAGAGGUGCCUGCAGAUGCAUGGACAACGGCGCUUUCAGCGAUUGUAGAAGGGAAGGCGAUUGUUGUCAAGCAGUGGCGAUAUUAUGCGCGACAUGCUAGUCGGCCGCAAGCGCUGGAUUCCUUGCUCCGUGCCAUGACCAGUGCAACACAAGUUUUGGCGGACGUGGCAGCUGUGUGUCAGACAUACCCGCAUAUUGCUGGAGCCAAGCCUCUGCAAAGAGCAACGCGACAACUGAAGCGAGCACUUAGCACGACGUGGGAUCAGCUCAAAGAAAAUCCACGCAACGCGGAGAUUAUAGAACAGAUUCUCUCGACCAGUUUUUCGAGUAUCUCGCGGCCAGUUAGGCAGCAAGCGGCAGCUGCAGCCGGCAGCGACGCAGAUCCCGAACAAAGACUCAAAAGCGUCGUUGAAGCUGCGUCUCGGCCGUUGAGAAGGUUCGAUCCCUUGAAGACGCUCGUUGUCGCCAUUGCAGCGGACCCAGGCCUGAUACAGCACGGACAGAAAGACGCGAAGGGCGCUCCAGACACAACAGAUCACACGACCGUCGCACAGCGAAGCGCGAAACAACUUGCCACCCCAAAAGGACAACCGCUUGAAGGAAGGCACAAACGAAGUCACCCUGUGCAAGAAGAGGACGAAGACGAGUUCGAACAGCCGGAAUACGCCGGCACGGACGACGGUGGCUUUUCGACUGGUGGGGCCAGUGGUCUGGAGAGUGCCUUCGCUAGUGAUGGUGACCCAGGACAUGCAGCCGAAAUCGCAAGCGUGCCUGGAAGCACCGGAUCUGAGCACAAACGCCUGUCACUUCUGCUCGACGUCAGCGCCUGGGGCGAACAAGGUGCGGGGAAGAAAGGGGGAGAAGGCCCCCAAGGAUACAGCGACGACACAGCGAACGCAGACGCGCCUGUGGCUGGCCACGCGGCCGUCUCAGGCCUGUCGAGUGGUUCUCUGGUGUUAUAUCCCGAGACAGAGCUAGGGCCUCCGCCACCCAAAAAAGCACGAACGGCAACGCACAAGCAAGAGGGGGGGAAAGGGACACCCGCAAGUCCAAGCCACGGAGAACACGACAUACCAAUGGGUGCGGAAGAGGCGACAGCCGAUGCUGAAAACGAUUUAGGGUUUCCUGAGGAUUGGCUUCUUCAGGCGUUGUUGGAUCUGGAAGGCGACGACGGUGGUGCUCCGCUAGACGUAUGGGCAGAGCCCCAAACAGGGCUUCCCUACGCUCCUCUGCCGGAGGCCAAUCUCAUCUUAGACAACCUGGUUUCACUGCUCGACGCCCAGGAAGAUGAAGAUGGCAUGGCAGAGGGCGACGAAGAUUCUCACGGGGCGGCAGAAUGA